Messenger RNA from Medicago truncatula (barrel medic), 4233 nucleotides. RefSeq lists its product as uncharacterized. Gene Ontology annotation, molecular function: ATP binding; protein binding; ATP hydrolysis activity. The transcript has 27 exons. Bases 155 to 3886 code for a protein of 1243 amino acids. The record is from RefSeq and is a predicted model, not a curated record. NCBI's taxonomy places the organism in Eukaryota, Viridiplantae, Streptophyta, Magnoliopsida, Fabales, Fabaceae. Gene Ontology annotation, cellular component: mitochondrial outer membrane.
UUGAUAACAUUAAUUUACGUGAACUCAAUCAUUCUCUACCUUACCUAGUCAUCAUAACAAUAUAAACAUAACAUAACUUCGUUGUGUUUCUUUCUCUCUUUCUCAUCAAUCUCGCCGAAUACCGACCCAACCAAGAAGAACCUCUCAAUCAACCAUGGUUGAAACCAGACGUGGUUCUUCUUCUUCCAAACGCCCUUUAUCUUCUUCUCCUCCUUCCAAUACCAAACGAUCCAAGGUUUCUCAAGAUGCUUCAUCAACCACUUUGCCUUCAAUUCCGGUCAAAGAAUCUGCAAAGAGAAACGAAUCUGGUAAACCUGAUGAUAUUCAACAACCAUCUGAUCUACCAGAAACUGCUUCUUUGAACGUUCUUGAUGGUGGUAAUACUGAUAAAUCUCAUUCUAACCCAAUCCAACCUAACCCUUUGUCUCCUCAGUCUCCAGGUGAAUCUGCUGAGAAACCAAAAGUGGCUGCCCCGGUGGUUUCUUCUCGGCGAAAACCACGUUCUGUGGCCAAACUGAUAGCUAAGCCUGCUGCUUGGGGAAAGCUUAUAUCUCAAAGCUCUCAGAAUCCUCACUUGUCCAUAAGUGAUCCAAUCUUCACUGUUGGACAAGGUCGUCAGAGUAAUUUGGUGCUUAAAGAUCCUACCAUUGGUAAUGUUUUGUGCAAGUUGAGCCACAUAGAGCAGCAACAGGGAGGUUCAUCAGUUGCCCUUCUGGAAAUCACAGGGGGUAAAGGUGUUGUGCAAGUCAACGGCAAGACUUUCCGAAGGACUACCAAGAUGAUUUUAAAUGGAGGCGAUGAGGUGAUAUUUGGUGCUUCGGGAAAACAUGCUUAUAUCUUUCAGCUGCUCAAAAGUAACAAUGUUUCUACUGCUGGUACACCUCCUUCUGUGAGUAUUUUAGAAGCCCAGAGUGCUGCAUUGAAUGGGAUGCAAGUUGAAGCUAGAUCCGGAGACCCUUCGGCUGUGACAGGUGCAUCAAUAUUGGCCUCUCUAUCUAAUAUUCGCAAAGAUUUAUCUCUCAUUUCACCUCCAGCUAAAACAUGCAAGAAACAAAGUGCUGAUAUUUCAUCACUACCUUCUGGCCAUGGGGAUAAUGUUCCGGACAAUGAAAUGAAAGAUACCACCAAUAAUGAUGAAUCAGCUGGAGUUUUUUCUUCUGGUAAAGAUAUUCCUUCAUCCUCUACCACUGCUAACGAAAACCCUAGCCUUGACACCAUGGAUGUUGAUGCCAACGCGGACACAGAUGUUGGGAAGAUGGCCAAUGCCAAUUACGAAUUGAGGCCGUUGCUGUGCAUGCUUACCGGAUCAGGAACUGAAUUUGAUUUAAGUGGCAGCAUUCACAAGAUACUAGAAGAUCAAAGGGAAUUAAGAGAACUUGAUACGCCAACAAUAUUGGCAUCCACCAGGCGGCAAGCAUUUAGGGACAGUUUAGAACAGAGAAUUCUCAAAGCUGAUGAUAUUGAUGUCUCUUUUGAAACUUUCCCAUAUUACCUAAGUGAUACAACAAAGAACGUGUUGGUAGCUUCUACAUAUAUUCAUUUGAAGUGCAAUGGUAUUGGAAAAUAUGCUUCAGAUUUCUCGUCAUUGUGCCCACGGAUAUUGUUAUCUGGUCCUUCAGGUUCGGAAAUAUAUCAGGAGACUUUGUCCAAGGCACUUGCAAAGCAUUUUGGUGCCAGGUUACUGAUUGUGGAUUCACUUUCGCUGCCCGGGGGAACGCCAUCAAAGGAAGUUGAUUCUGCCAAAGAAAGUUCAAAGCCUGAAAGGCCAGCUGUUUUGGCCAAGAGAAGUGGCCAGGCUUCUACUUUACAUCAUAAGAAACCCACUUCUAGUGUUGAUGCUGAAAUUAUUGGUGGAUCUACAUUAAGUUCGCAAGCUAUGCUGAAGCAAGAGGUUUCUACUGCAUCAUCAAAAGGCACUGCUCUUAAAAAAGGUGAUCGGGUAAAAUUUGUCGGUAACUUUCCACCUACUGUUUCGUCACUGCAAAAUUAUGCUUCAAGUUCAAGGGGACCAAGCUAUGGCUUCCGGGGCAAAGUUGUACUUGCUUUUGAAGACAACGAGUCUUCAAAAAUUGGGGUCAGGUUUGAUAAAUCAAUUCCAGAUGGCAAUGAUCUUGGAGGCCAUAUCGAAGAUGAUCAUGGUUUCUUUUGUUCCGCAAACCAUUUACAACGGAUAGAGAGUGCAGGAGGGGAUGACGACAAAGUUGCAAUUAAUGAAAUCUUCGAGGUUGCCUCUAAUCAAUGUAAAACUGGUGCACUUGUGUUGUUCAUUAAAGAUAUAGAGAAGGCAAUGGCUGGGAACACAGAUGUUUUGAAAAGUAAAUUUGAAACCCUGCCACAGAAUAUUGUGGUAAUCGGCUCAAAUACUCAGCUGGACAGUCGUAAGGAGAAGACCCAUCCUGGGGGACUUCUGUUUACAAAGUUUGGGAGCAAUCAGACUGCUCUACUUGAUCUUGCUUUUCCGGAUAACUUUAGUAAACUACAUGAUAAAACCAAAGAAAGCUCCAAAUUAGUGAAGCAGCUCAACCGCCUUUUCCCAAACAAAGUGACAAUACAAGGGCCUCAGGAUGAAGCUUUACUCCCUGACUGGAAGCAGCAGUUAGAUCGUGACAUUGAAACUAUGAAAGCACAUUCCAAUAUUGUCUUGCUUCGUUCGGUCCUCAAAAGAACAGGAUGGGAUUGCUCUGACCUUGAGACAAUUUGCAUCAAAGAUCAAACCCUAACUACUGAAAAUGUGGAGAAGAUCAUUGGCUGGGCUGUAAGUUAUCAUUUUAUGCAAUCACAUGAAGCUUCUACCGAAGAAGGAAAGCCCGCGAUAUCUGCAGAAAGCAUUAAGUAUGGGUUUGACAUUUUUCAAAGCAUCCAAAAUGAGAACAAGAACGUAAAGAAGUCACUGAAGGAUGUGGUUACUGAGAAUGAAUUUGAGAAAAAGUUGCUUGGUGAUGUUAUUCCGCCAACUGAAAUUGGGGUCACAUUUGAAGAUAUUGGAGCUUUAGAAAAUGUGAAGGAUACCUUGAAGGAAUUGGUCAUGCUUCCUCUUAAAAGGCCUGAACUGUUUUGUAAAGGACAACUAACUAAGCCUUGCAAGGGAAUAUUGCUUUUCGGUCCCCCUGGCACGGGAAAAACAAUGCUUGCAAAGGCUGUAGCAACUGAAGCUGGAGCAAAUUUCAUCAACAUUUCAAUGUCCAGCAUUACUUCCAAGUGGUUUGGUGAAGGAGAAAAAUAUGUCAAAGCAGUCUUCUCCCUAGCCAGCAAAAUUGCUCCAAGUGUUAUAUUUGUUGAUGAGGUUGAUAGUAUGUUAGGGAGACGUGAAAACCCUGGUGAGCAUGAGGCCAUGCGUAAAAUGAAGAAUGAGUUUAUGGUCAAUUGGGAUGGUCUGCGUACCAAAGAAAAAGAGCGUAUACUUGUUCUUGCUGCUACAAACAGGCCCUUUGAUCUUGAUGAGGCUGUUAUUAGGAGGCUUCCAAGGAGAUUGAUGGUUGAUUUGCCAGAUGCUCCGAAUAGAGGAAAAAUUUUGAGAGUCAUUUUAGCGAAAGAAGAUUUGGCAGCCGAUGUUGACUUGGAAGCUAUAGCAAAUAUGACAGAUGGAUACUCAGGAAGUGACCUAAAGAAUUUGUGUGUCACAGCAGCUCACUGCCCAAUAAGGGAGAUCUUGGAGAAGGAAAAGAAGGACAAAAGCUUAGCAUUGGCCGAGAACAAACCUGAACCUGAAUUGUGUAGCAGUGCAGACAUUCGUCCCUUAAAGAUGGAGGAUUUUAGAUAUGCACAUGAGCAGGUGUGUGCAAGUGUGUCAUCAGAGUCGACAAAUAUGAACGAGCUACAACAAUGGAAUGAUCUCUAUGGAGAAGGCGGAUCGAGAAAAAUGAAAUCUUUAAGCUACUUCAUGUAGAGCUUUCUGUAGAGCAUUUCUUGCUUAGGCUAUUAUUCUUCUGUCACCUCAAAAUGUGUAACAAGGUCAGCCACAUGGAAAUUCCAUAAGUGGCUCUUUCUCUAUUGUAUCAUAGCAUAAAAUUUCCCAUUUUUCUUUCUCCAACCCUCACCUUCUUCGGAUUUUCUCUUUCAAUUUUUUUUUCAUACUCAGAAGAAAUGACAAUUUCACUGGGGGGAUAAAAGCUUAUUUUAGGCCCCCAGAUGAUCCAAUACUUCCCCCCCAUUCUCCCCCUUUUUUCUGAUUGUACAUACCUAGUUCUUUUUACAAUAAAAAUAAAAUCAUUUUUGUUUCUGUUAAUUUUUAAA